ACUCACCUAACAUGUAAAAUGUUAACAUUUCUGCCUUCACACUUUAAACAAGUAUUACAAGUGGAAUUACUUGAAUCCUAAAUUAAAAUGAAAUCUGUUUUAUCAGCGGUAAAACGUGUGUAUUUGUAGUUAUGUGUUUUAAGAGGCAUGUAAACAUGAUUAGGGUGUCAGAGUGUUGUCAGAGGGCUGUCAUGUUCCUGUUGCUAGCUGAGUUAGCCUAGCAUGAGACGGAGGGGCGGUGUACACGUAAAGAUCCAUAGGUCUGCUUUACAAACCAUUUCAGGUGGUCUGGAGUCAACGUGCCAUGAUUGUCGGCUAAAUGUGAAGAAACAUCUGCAGCACAAUGUCUGCUCUGCUGAUUGCCAUAUCAGUAUUUCUCAUCCUGGCAGUUGUAUUAAUUUCACUCUUUAGAUGGUUUGCCUGCAGUUUGGCUGUCCGUUUUUUCUACAAUGUCCUGAACGCUGAGCUCAAGAUCAAAUCUGUGGGUCUGUUCUCGGUGCGAGGAAUCAGUGUUCAGUUUCAGCCUCAACACACUCUGGAAAUUGACAGGAUAUGGAUUUCUUGUAAAAUAGUAAACCCGGACUUGCCGAGGUUCUUGGCGUUGUGUGUGGGUGAGGCCCGGGUCCGCUUUGACCUGCAGGAGCCCUUUAGGCCCCGCGCUCCCAAAAGCAAUGAAGAGAAUACUAAAAAACCUGCUCUCAGUCCCUCUACUCUGCAUUUUUUCUCUCAGCUGCUGUCAUUCCACAUCGACUCCAUAAAUGUGAUGGUGUUGAAUCUGGCCCUGCCUGAGUCACUCUGGCACAUGACAUCCUCUGCCAUCGCUUUGCUGCUGGAUCAUCAAAGUAAAAGGUUGGCCUGGGAUUUCUCAGUGGGACAACUUAGCAGUAAAGUUCUGAAGAGCAGCAGACUGCAGGACACUUGUCUGGCUGAGGUGUCCCUGAGUCUGGCCCUGAAUGGUGACGUGAGUCUGCCUGAUCUCAGGCCAGGCCAUCUGGGACUGUGUGUCAGAACUCUGCUGGCUGAACUUCACGAGGGUCUGUUUCUCAGCCAGUUACCCAAACUUCCAGGAUCUGCACCACUUCAUGGCACCAGUCAAACUGCAGGUUUGACCAAAUCAGGUGAUACAGAGGACUCUUACAUUCAAACAGAAGCAAUUGAGGGGCUUCACAAACUGGUUCCACAGAAGGUCAAUGUGGAUUUUGAAAACACUAAUAUCACACUCUCCAUGCACAGUCAGAAGAGACACUUGAACUGGACUUUGAAGUCUUUGAAGGUGGGUUAUGAUCGUGAUGAUGAACAGCUUCCUCUGAAGAGUUUCACCCCUGAGCUCAGUUUCCCACAGAGCCGCCUGGAGCUUCUGCUGGAGGAUGGCCUUCUGCUGUCACAAAGUAGACAGAGGAUUAUAUGUCUAAACAAUCUCAGAACCAUACUGCAGGUGACAUCUGUUGACAUCUCUAGCACGAUCACCAUCAACACUUGUAUCAUCCACUACCGUCAUCAAGAGUUCUCCCAUUGGCUGGACAUGUUGUCAUGGGACCAGCUUUCGCACAAAAAAACGACUCGUAAAAAAAGGCGUUUCCCUCAGCUGGAUGCUCCCGUGUUGAUAAGCUCCUCCGUGUCCAAUGUCAAUGUGUCCGUGCAGUUAGGAGAUACACCACCCUUUGCCUUGGGCUUCAUCUCAGCCAAUUCUGAACUGCAGCACUUGCUGGACUCAGAAGAGGAUGGCGUGAAGAGUGUGACUGUGACUGAGAAAGCCUCUCUUUCCCUGGAUCAUUUCUGGUGGCGUGUGGGCCAGGGCUCCCAUAUCCAGCAGGCUCCUCACCCACCUGGAAAACAUGUCUGGGGGGAAGCCCUUAUCCUAGAUUGCCUCACACUGCAGGGCAGCUAUAGUAAGCCAAGGACAGUGAACUCCAGCCCUCCUGGGAGUGUUUGUAUGGAGUCCAGUCUGAAAGGCCUGCAGCUGGAAGUGUCCGAGACUUGCACUCUGUGUCUGUCUCGUCUGUUCUCCGUUCUUAAACUGGACAAAGCAGAAAUUGUCUCCCUACAUUCCCCUCUAGAAAAGCCUCAAACAUGCCCACCACUCUUUACGUUUAAACUCAGUCUUGAGGAUGUAAACACAUUCACACUCUCCAAUGUUGCAGGGGCUGUUGCAGUGAGGGUGGACACAGUGGUGGCUGAAGGAUCAGGGGAGAACUCAAGUGUGUCUGUCCAGGGUGUUUCUCUGGCUGUGGUGAAGGCCCUCACUGAGAGUAUGGAGCCCUGCAGCCCAGCCGCCCAAACUCCCAACCCCAUUCUGACCCUAACCACGUUCACGGUCUCAUACCACAUCAGCAAACGCAGCCUGAAGGUGCAGAGUGAAAAUGCUUUAACAGUGCAGUGGACUCCAUCGGAUCACAUGUUUCUGUAUCAGCACAUCACAGAGAGCCAAAGCUAUUGGAAGGCUCUUUCUGCAUCACUAAGGCUACGACAAAAGGAUGAAACCGAGUCUGCAGCCUCUUCCUCUGGCAUAUUAGUGUGUGUAGAGCUGGCAAGCACUCGGCUUACCGCCCAUGUGGCCGAGAAGAACUUCAUCAUCCUCAGUGCAGAAGCACUUUCGCUUUCCAAACGGUCUGGAGAAAUGCUUAUGAAGACUCCUCACCUGGUGUUCAACUUUGAUGGCAAUGAUAUCUUCUCCUUUUCUGGUGCAGAAGUGCAGAUGCUAGAUGAUCUCGAGGAGAUGCAAGAGCACAGAUCUCAAUUCCCUUUCCUCCAAACAUCUCGCAAUCGCACCUGGCUUUUCACUGCGCCCAACCUUACCAUUGAGUUCCCUUAUCAGUACAACUUCUCAGACACUUUCGACAAGGCCAUCAGUGUGCAGAAGUGGCUGAAGACACUACACAGAAGUGCCGCCCUGCCGGCAGAGCCUUGUUGCCUGCCACCGGACCUGGUGAUCCGCAUAAAUCAGUUCUCCUUCGUGUUCCUGGACGACGUCUUUGAGAUCAAACUGCGUGACAAUUACGAGCUAAUGAAGGACGAAAGCAAGGAAAGCGCCAAACGCCUGCAGCUGCUAGACAAGAAAGUGGCUGACCUACGCAAACAGCACGGCGAGCUCCUGCCGGCCCGUAAGAUUGAGGAGCUCUACACCUCCCUUGAGCGCAAGCACAUUGAGAUCUAUAUUCAGCGAUCCAAGAGGUUGUACUCCAACACACCCAUGCGCAAGUCCAUGCUCACCUGGACGGUGUCGGAGUUCGAGCUGGUGGCACUUGCGGAUCAGUCAUUGCACGGACCUGAGCAGAUCCGAGAGCAGCUGAGGGACAUUGAUGGCAUCAGCCCCUUCCCUAGAGAUGGCCUUCAGCUGGUGGUCCAGUGGUGCCGUGCUUUCAAAUUCAAGCUUAAUGCAUUUCUGGUGCGGAUCCGGGACUACCCUCGAUACCUGUUUGAGAUCAGAGAGUGGGCCCUGUCGGGACGCCUUAUGGGCACUGAGCAGGAUGGGCAGCUGAGAGCAAAGCGCAAACAGGUUGUCCAGCUCGGCCAGCCAUGGGGUGAUGUGACCGUUUAUAGAAAUAUGCCACCACUGAAGUUCUACUACGAUGUCCAUUCAAAUAUUUCCCUCUACACCAUUGUGUGGGGGCCAUGCUGGGAUCCAGCUUGGACGCUGAUUGGCCAGGCUGUUGAUUUACUGACCAAACCUUCAGCUGACCCGUCCCCUCUACUGACCUGGUGGGAUAAAAGUAGACUUCUUCUUCAUGGCCGCUGGGUAAUGGACAUCGAACAGGCCAACCUGCAUCAGCUCGCUACUGAGGACCCUUACAACACUACAGAGAACCUGCACUGGGAGUGGAGCAAGCUGAACUUUGACUGGAAUCCUGGGCAGUUUGUCUUCAAGGGUGACCUGGACGUCAACGUUAGAACAGCCUCCAAGUAUGAUGAUGUCUGCUUCCUGCAUCUCCCGAGCCUAUGUAUGACCCUUGACCUCCAAUGGCUAUGCCACGGUAAUCCACAUGACCACCAUGCCGUAAUGCUCUGUGCUGCAGAGAACGUUGCGGAUGUCACUUCAGUCCAGCCACAUGACUCCUACAGGGCCUUCCGUUCUGAAAACCUCAACCUCUCCAUCACCAUGGACCUCGACCAGCACUGUGGCAAAAAACCCUGUCAGCCCAGAAUCCUCCUCUACAGCAGCACCCUGCGCUGGAUGCAGAACUUCUGGGCCACCUGGACCAGCGUGUCCCGACCCAUCUGCAGAGGCAAGCUCUUCCACAGCCUCAGACCCAGCCGCAGGAAGCUCGGACAGCACUACAAACAGAUGUCCUACACGGCAUCUUUCCCACAGCUACAGGUCCAUUACUGGGCAUCAUUUGCUCAGCAGAGAGGCAUUCAGGUGGAGUGCAGUAAAGGUCAUGUCUUCACCAGAGGAGCACAGAGGCUCAUCCCACAGGCUGGCACUGUGAUGAGGCGACUGAUCUCAGAGUGGAACGUUACUCAGAUGGUGAGCGAGCUCUCUCUGGUCACCGUGCACCUCAUGGCCUCCACUUGGGAUGAGACUGCCGACCACCAGAUCAACGCCCAGGUGAAGAAGACCCACCUGCUCAGCCUGUCCUCGCUCAGCUACCAGAGACAGAGCAACCGCAUAGAGGAGGAGGUGAACUCAAAAGACGAGAGCAAUGCUUCCUACACGCACAAGUUAUGUUUAGUGGACCUCCGGGCCUCUUGGACCACCACCAACAGGAACAUUGCCUUUGGGUUGUAUGACGGUUAUAAGAAAGCAGCCGUGCUGAAGAGGAACCUCUCCACAGAGGCUCUGAAGGGUCUGCGAAUCGACACCCAGGUGCAGAUGAAAAAGCUGAAGCGCUCCAUGUCCAGCUACUCCUCAAACACGGCUCCCGCUACACCAGUCAUCACCGCAACCACCCGCCCAGAGAAAAGUCAGAAUGAAGGAACAUCCAUGCUGCAGAAGCUUAUCGAGGAGACUGAUAAGUUUGUGGUCUUCUCCGAAGAGGACGCAGGAGUGAGCGACCAGCUCUGUGGUAUUGCCGCGUGCCAAACUGAUGAUGUUUACAACCGCAACUGGUUCAUAGAGCUCGUCAACUGUCAGAUGAUGCUGCGAGGCACGGAGACUGCCGGCUGUGUGCUGGUAUCUGCCGCCAAGGCACAACUACUGCAGUGUGAACACCAUCCCGCUUGGUACAGCGACACACUCAAGCAGAAGACCACCUGGACGUGCCUGCUAGAUGGUAUGCAGUAUUUUGCCACCAUGGAGCAAAACCCCUCUGAACAAGAAGACUGGCAGCUGUGGCUGGAGGUGAAGAACAUUGAGGAGCACAGGCAGAGGAACCUGGACUCAGUGCUGGAGUUGAUGGAGAGUGGCCAGGCUGUUGGAGGCAUGGUCAGCACCACCACAGACUGGAACCAGCCGUCUCAGGUGCAGGAGACCCAGCAGGUACAGCGUAUCAUCUCUCGCUGUAGUUGUCGCAUGUACUACAUCGGGUACAGCCACGACAUUGACCCUGAACUGGCCACCACCAUCAAACCACCAGAGAUCCGUGACCACCAUGAGAAGGAAGACCUUUUAAAGAAACAGGCUGGUGCAGUUGACACCUUCACCCUCAUCCACAAUGACUUGGAGAUUUCCACCAAUCCAGUGCAGUACUCCAUGAUCCUGGACAUUGUCAAUAACCUGCUGCUCCAUGUGGAACCCAGACGCAAGGAGCACAGUGAGAGGAAGCAGCGUGUGCGUUUCCAGCUGGAGAUCUCCAGCAAUCCUGAGGAACAGCGUAGCAGUAUCUUGCACCUUCAGGAAGCAGUACGUCAGCAUUUGGCUCAGAUCCGGUGCCUGGAGAAACAGAUCUACUCCAACAUGAGGUCCCAAUCAGAGGAGUUCAGAGGAGACGAGCUGUCAGACAUCAACCUGCGGCUGCAGAAUCAGCUUAACCAAGAAAAGACGGACAUGCAGAUGAAGAGUGAGGAGCUCAACAUCCUCAUCCGGUGUUUUAAGGACUUCCAACUGCAAAGGGCAAACAAACUGGAGCUGCGGAAACCCCCAGAAGACGUUAGCGUUGUACGUCGUACUGAGAUCUACUUCGCUCAGGCCCGAUGGUGUCUCACGGAAGAAGAUGGACAGUUGGGGAUAGCUGAGCUUGAACUGCAGAGGUUCAUGUACAGCAAGUUGAACAAGUCUGAUGACACAGCAGAGCAUCUCCUGGAAUUGGGCUGGUUCACAAUGAACAACCUGCUUCCCAAUGCUGUGUACAAGCAUGUAAGGGUGGUUCUGCGUCCUCAGAGCCCCUGCCAAUCAGGACGCCAGCUUGCCCUCCGCAUCUUCAGUAAGGUCCGCCCCCCGGUUGGAGGGAUUUCCGUGAAAGAGCACUUUGAGGUAAAUGUGGUACCACUCACCAUUCAGCUAAUGUACCAGUUCUUCAAGAGGAUGAUGGGGUUUUUCUUCCCUGGAAGAAAUGUGGAAGAAGAGGAGGUUGGGGAUGAGGAAGACAAGUUCAGACUUGUUACUACAGGUGUCGUGAAACCCAGGCAGCUCUCUGAAGACUCCAUAGGAGGGCUUGGACCUGGGAAAGGGGUCACGCAAGGGUUAAAUCGAACCGCUGGAGUCAGGAGGUCUUUUCGCAAACCACCUGAGCAUCCUGUUGAUGACAUUGAUAAGAUGAAAGAGAGAGCAGCCAUGAAUAAUUCUUUCAUCUACAUCAAGAUUCCUCAGGUUCCCCUUUGCGUCAGUUACAAGGGAGAGAAGAGCAGUGUAGACUGGAAGGAUCUGAACCUGGUUCUGCCCUGUUUGGAGUAUCAUAACAACACCUGGACCUGGCUGGACUUCGCAAUGGCUGUGAAGAGAGACAGUCGUAAGGCUCUGGUCGCACAGAUGAUAAAGGAGAAGCUACGGUUGAAACCAGCCUCAGGCUCCGAGUCUCGGGGGAAAGCGACAGAUGGGAAAACAGACAGCAGCCUCCAGCAGCAGGUGGAGGACGAGAAGGCAAGACUUUUGAUCGGCUUCAGCACCGCCGACAAGAGCUCCAGCAAAAAGAGCAUCUUCAGUCGCCGCAAGUGAAACUCCCGGUCUCGAAGAAUCACUGCUGUAUCUCACCGAGUCCCCGUCAGUGGGAACUAUGAUAAACAAACCUAGUCAUCUUCACCACUGGUGCCUUUAAACGUCCGCGCUGGGUGCGGACACGAAAACCAGCACCAUGGUCAAGCCGUGACUGCAGGCAAUGAGAAGAUGAGAUUGUCGUUCUACUGUCUAAUACGAGUGCUGUACACCUAACAUUGUUUUUAUGUGCUCCUGUUGUGCCAUGAAUCAUUUCAACAUAUUUAAAUGAACUUCAUACAGGAUUAAACUUUCUUUUUCAAGUAAGAUAAAAUCCUCGCAGUGUCCCACAAUUCAACGGUUUAUCUUUCCGUUAUCUCUAUUUUGUGUUUCGAGCAUUGUGACGCCUCUCCUGCUGGAUCAGGAGAUACUUGUGUAUGUUGACGGAGCCACACGGAAGAGCAAGAAGAAUCUGAAAUUCACAUAUAUUGGAAACUCGUAUUAUCCCACGAUUAGUGAAGAAAACAAAAAAUUUGAGCUCAACAUUAAAUUGUACUUGACAUUAGUUUGUUGACCACUGUACUUACUACAUAGUGCAAUACAAAAGCAAAUGGACUGAGGAUCUUCUGCUCGCGGAGCAGUUGUUUUCGGAUGUCAUGGGAAGCAUCUUGUUUUAUGCCAUUUUUGCAGCCUGUCUGAUUAAUGCUUUGUAAUUUUAACACUAUGGCACUUUUUACACAAAAUAUUUUCUGAUAUUUUUGUAUCUGUGGUUGUCUUCUGUAUCAUUUCGAUAAUGUCUUCAGAUGCUGCUGGUUUUUGCUUGUCAGCUUCAAAGGUGAAAGAUGUUGUUUCAGCUUGAAUGUUUAAAAAUGAGCACUAUAUUUAGAUUUUCUUUCCCUCACUGUGUCAGGCAAUAUUGUCUGGCAGUUGUCUUAGUAUUGUUCUUUGUACAAAUAAUGGGAGGUAUUAAAUGUCACCAAGCAUGUAAAUUAAAAAUUGUCAAUAAAAUAAAAGCAGGCCCCAA
Molecule: messenger RNA, 8030 nt
Organism: Megalobrama amblycephala (Wuchang bream)
Lineage: Eukaryota; Metazoa; Chordata; Actinopteri; Cypriniformes; Xenocyprididae
Product: protein KIAA0100-like
Exons: 41
Coding region: 344-7030 (2228 amino acids)
Source: RefSeq, a predicted model, not a curated record